Molecule: messenger RNA, 2967 nt
Organism: Etheostoma spectabile (orangethroat darter)
Lineage: Eukaryota; Metazoa; Chordata; Actinopteri; Perciformes; Percidae
Gene: hps4
Product: HPS4 biogenesis of lysosomal organelles complex 3 subunit 2
Exons: 12
Coding region: 327-2138 (603 amino acids)
Biological process (GO): vesicle-mediated transport; melanosome assembly; protein targeting
Cellular component (GO): cytoplasmic vesicle; BLOC-3 complex; lysosomal membrane
Molecular function (GO): guanyl-nucleotide exchange factor activity; small GTPase binding
Source: RefSeq, a predicted model, not a curated record
ACUUUCACAUGACUGCCACUACUUGUGACUGACCCGCAUUCCUCAAUUGGCACGAUCCCUGUCAGAUCGACUGCUUUUAGCGGCGAAUAGGACAUAAACAGUGGAUGAAAACACUAUCUACCGCUGCCGUGCUCUGAUACUUGAUACAUAUUUCCGGUAACUGUACCAAACAUCUGGUAGUCUGCGGUGCGUCGAAGGAUUUGAAACAUCUCACUCGGAGUCGAAGCUAAAAUAUUGCAUUCUCAGUCUGUGGGGUAGGACAUACAUGGAUACAAGAUAACUGAUGACUGUGCGACAUCUGGCUUUUUCUGGUCUUAGUGUCGGUGAUGGCUGAGCUUGUGCCGCCAGACUCCAGAAGGUGUAAUUAUUUCUUCCUCUAUGAUGGAUCCAAAGUCAAAGGCGAGGGUGAUGCUACAAGAGAGGGAAUCUGCUACUUCUACCCUGAAGAGACCCCUUUAGAUAAGCAGGAGCUGAUCUGUGGUCAGCUGGCUGGCGCAGGCCGCUGUGUCUCUGAGCUUUCCGCCUCUCCUGUGCGCAUACUGAGGCUGCGCCGCAACAAGUUCGCCAUCCGUAUGAAAGAUGACUUCUUUUGGGCUCUGGGCUGCUCAGUGGAAGUCCCCACCGUCAGUGCCUGUGAACUCCUGGAUCAGCUGAUCAACCUCUUCUGUUUCUACAAUGGCUCUGUCCGACAGAGCUACCAGCUUUCCAGUCAGGAGACUCUGGCUGCUCGAUGGGCUCAGUACCUCUCACACCUGCAGUCAGGAUCCUCGGAGCUUCAGCACAUUUUCAGCUGCUUGAGAUCCAUUGACUUGACUAAUGUUGACCCGCUUCUCCUGCUCAAAGCUGCCCUCAUUCUCCAGGCCUGUCAGCGCUGCCCUCUAGUGUUAGCCGGCUGCGUUCUCUUCAGAGGAAGAGUUGUAAGCACACAGAUGUCUCCAGAGCUCACAAUGAAGGUGAUGGUUCAUGAGAGUGAAACGUACACAAAGGCCCCGAGUACCUUCAGCUCGUUUGGCGGUGCUGUCAGCUCCACUACUGUGUUCCUGACCAUGUCUGAACUUCAGUACCUGCAAUCUGCCCCCGUCGACAAAAGUUUCAGUUCCCAUCGUACUCCACACAAAAACACCCCCAAAAAGAAGACCCGCCUGUCAAGAACGUUAUCUGACAUUUCCUCCACUGAGUCAGAGCCGUCUGAUACAGGUUCCUCCCAGUCUCCCCUGAAGGGGUCCUUCAGCCCUCACUUGUCAACAGCGUUUAGCCCAGAUCUACUCAACCCCCAACCACAGCCGCUCCAGCCUUCUUUCCCAAAUGGAAAACACUCGCCUGAAGCUGAAGCGGAAGCUCUGGAAGAGUCAAAUUAUUACAGUUUUCACAGCAACAAAGGUGGAGUCAGCCAGUUGCAUAACAAAGGAGACAGCUCACUCUUUGAAGAAAACUCUUAUCUAAACGGAGGCCGAGGAGAUGGAGACGCAGCUUGUGGGGCAGUGUUUGACUUCAGAGGGGCUGAGGAUACAGUCUUUACAACAGAGGCCAGCAGAGGUGGCUGUGAGAGAGUUCAGGGCCGCCAGGCAGAGAUACCAGAUCCUCCCCCUGGCUCUGGUGCUUCUGACAGCCCAGAGGAGUGUCCACUGGUUCCCAUGACGCUGUACCUGCACCGGGUCAAGGGCUUGGUGCUGGCUCUGCUGGUGGAGCCGCACUUCUUGAAUGAUACAGCAUCUAUGGAGGAAGUGUAUCACAGCAGCCUGGCGUCACUUAACGGACUGGAGGCCCAUCUGAGGACCAUCUGUCCAAGGGCCCCGGAUGCUCCAGGGCCCUACAUCUUUGCCCACUUUGACUGCAUUCAGAGCACGCUGACAACCAACCUGUCUGGUCGACCAGGGGGAGCCCCAGAGCGUCCUUUUGUGAGAGCCACAUCACUUCUUCACUCGCAUUUCUGUAACACUGAAACUCUGCAGGAGGCUAUUAUCAGGAGUGCUGGAGCUGCAGUGUAUGGAAGCCGCAGCGUGGCCCAGGAAACUUACUUCCAGCAGCACGGGGGAUCGCUGAGGAACUCUGGCAUUCCCAACCACCAGGACAGUGCUUUCUUGUUGCCCAGCAAGGCCCGACACAGACUGCUUAAGCACGGGGUUAAUCUGCUCUGACGGGACAGCGUCGUGUUCAACAGGAGCUCUGUUCUGUUUAGAUAUGAAAAGCUGCCCUGUGAGUAACCUAAAAACAUAUUGAGAAUAUGAUUGAAAGCUUUCUGUUUAGUCGCUGCUGUGGUUUACUUGUUCCCACAGCAGCUUGUAUGAUCUCAUGCUGUGCUAUGAAACCUUAUGGCACUCUCAUUCAUAGCAGAACUUAGCUUUUUUUCCAUUAUUAUUUUUUAUCAAAAGUUGAACAGAAAGGAUGGUUGGUAAAAGUUAUGUAGACUAAGUUUAGUUUACAUUGAGGUUUUAGUCAUAGUUUGUUAUUGCUGAGCUUGUUUAAGGUCAGUUUGUCCCCAUUUUAAUUCUGUUUCUCAAACACAUAACCUACAUUACCACACAUUAACCUCCUGUUCACACACUGAACACAUUUUGCAACCUUACACUUUCCAAAUAUUUUUCAUUCAUUCAUUUCCCCCAAUGCAACAAUUGUUAUAAUUGCUCUUACUUAUUUAUUCAUUUAAAAUGCAAUUUAGACUAAAGCCUCAUUACAUCUUAAUACUAUUUAACUUAGUCUGUUUGUACAGAAUCAUGCCUUUACUUGCUGCACACACUGCAAAACAUUGGUAUAUUUACAACAUUUUGAAUAGUUUACAAAAAUUCUAUUUAUUUUAAAUCAAAUCUUUAAUAGCAUAACGUGUUAUUUAUCUAUUUGGCUAAUACAUUUACAGUUUUUUUAUUGAAAGUUUGAUUUGUUCAAAAAAAAAAGUCUGUAUUCUGAAGUUUGCUGAGAAGAGCUGUUGUGAAUUAUUAGUGGGAAAUAAAUGAAUCCAUGAUCCUCUCA